This is a messenger RNA of Penicillium subrubescens, 900 nucleotides long. RefSeq names its product glycosyl hydrolase family 79 C-terminal domain-containing protein. The transcript is spliced from 8 exons. Lineage: Eukaryota; Fungi; Ascomycota; Eurotiomycetes; Eurotiales; Aspergillaceae. The record is from RefSeq and is a predicted model, not a curated record. Bases 1 to 900 code for a protein of 299 amino acids.
AUGGAAUUCCUCAUAUGGCGAUCCUACGUGACCAACAUCACGCCUCCCAUGCAGUAUGUCUAUGGUGGUGAAACUAUGCUUGGAUUCAAUCGGGGUAAUCAUAAUCGAACUAAUACCUAUCUUGCCGUCCUUGAGGCAAAAAAACGUGUCCUCAGCCAUCUGUGGAGCAUUGAGCUAGGAAACGAGCCAGACGUCUAUCUUUGGCAAAACAAGGCCGAUGCCGUCAUUCCAUGGAAUGCUAGUCAAGAGGGAGCAGAUGCUGCCAAUUGGGCUCAAGGCUUUAUUGAUGCGUGGAAGUCCCCCUCCCGAUCCUCACUGCAGGCUCAUACGCCAUUAGCUAUUUUCGCGGAAAGAGUCUUCAUGGCUACCUUCGUCAACCGGUCGUUCAUUCUUGGUGAAACGAACUUCCAUCCUUACGACGUGGGAAUGGAUGAACCUUUUGGCGCUGCCUUGGCCACCCUAGAUAAGUCUUUGCACGUUGUGACUUUAGGAAUCCAGCGUUUGUAUUUCCAUCAGGGAACCAUCAAUCAAGGAGAGCACAUCGUUGAGCUGGACUCGGGAAACGGCUCCUACGCCCAGUACGUGAUUUACAGCAAGGGUCGACCGACGAAAGCCGUACUCGUAAACACAGACUAUUUCUCCGGUAGUGGUGUGCGAACUAAGAGCACGAUCAGGCUCAAUGGUCUGGUGAACUCCCGUGUCAAGGCUGUGCGAAUGACGGCGGCGUCGAGCGAGGUGACCACGAAUGGCACGGCCUCCUACCCUAUCAUUGGAGGCCAAUUUUUCUCUAAUGUCGACUGCUCUUCCAUUGGUGCUUUGACGUAUAAAAAGACCGCCGUGACCACUGGUAAAGUGACGAUCACUGUCGCCGCCUCGGAAGCAUUGUUACUAUACUUGUAG